Molecule: messenger RNA, 969 nt
Organism: Chrysochloris asiatica (Cape golden mole)
Lineage: Eukaryota; Metazoa; Chordata; Mammalia; Afrosoricida; Chrysochloridae
Product: olfactory receptor 4P4-like
Exons: 1
Coding region: 1-969 (322 amino acids)
Biological process (GO): G protein-coupled receptor signaling pathway
Cellular component (GO): membrane
Molecular function (GO): olfactory receptor activity; G protein-coupled receptor activity
Source: RefSeq, a predicted model, not a curated record
AUGGAAAAUAGGAAUAACAUCACAGAAUUUAUUCUCUUAGGAUUUUCUCAGCAAAAGGAAGUAGAAAUAUUAUUUUUCAUAAUAUUUUUACUUUCCUACAUUGCAAUUUUGGCAGGAAACCUGCUUAUAAUGAUUUCUGUCACCUGCAGCCAACUUAUCCAGCAGCCCAUGUAUUUCUUCCUGAGUUUCCUCUCACUCUCUGAUCUCUGCUAUACCUCCACUGUGACACCCAAGUUAGUCAUUGACUUGCUGGCAGAAAAGAAAACCAUUUCCUACAAUGGCUGCAUGACACAGCUCUUUACCAUGCACUUCUUUGGGGGGAUUGAGGUCUUCAUCCUCACAGGGAUGGCCUAUGACCGCUAUGUGGCCAUCUGCAAGCCUCUGCACUACACUGUCAUCAUGAGCAGAAGGACAUGUGGGGUCAUUAUGGCUGCUUCCUGUUUUGGGGGUUUCCUGCACUCCUUUGGUCAGUUUAUGCUUGCAAUUUUCUUGCCCUACUGUGGUCCUAAUGAAAUAGAUCACUACUUUUGUGACGUCUAUCCUUUGCUGAAACUGGCUUGUACUGAUACCAGCAGAAUUGGACUCUUGGUCAUUGCCAAUUCUGGUUUGAUGGGUCUAGUGAUUUUGGUUGUCCUGUUGAUAUCUUAUGCUGUAAUAUUAUACACUGUCAAGUCCUAUUCCAGAGAGAAUCGUCGCAAAGCUCUUUCCACAUGCACUUCCCAUAUUACAGUGGUGGUCCUGUUUUUUGCUCCCUUACUCUUUGUUUAUAUUCGACCAGCAACUACUUUACCAGAAGAUAAAGUGUUUGCAUUAUUUUAUACUAUCAUUGCUCCCAUGCUCAAUCCUCUGAUAUACACAUUAAGGAACAAUGAGAUGAAGAAUGCCAUGAAGAAGCUAUGGUCCCAAAUUAUGGGAAGAAGAAGGAAUAGACUGAAAGACAUUCCUGCUUCUCACCACAGAGCUUGUUGA